AUGGGAGGAGUAACUUCAUCAAUCGCUGCUAAAUUCGCUUUUUUCCCACCAACACCACCGUCUUACGGUUUGAUUACCGACGAUAACAAAUCCGUUGACCGAUUGUACAUAACCGAAGUUCCUCGCCGUGAUGAUGUUGAUGUUUUGAAGCUACGGACUCGUCGUGGUAACGAGAUCAUUGCGAUUUAUGUUAAGCAUCCUAAAGCUAAUGGUACGCUUUUGUAUUCACAUGGUAACGCCGCUGAUUUAGGUCAGAUGUUUGAGCUUUUCGUUGAGCUUAGCAAUCGUCUUCGUGUUAAUCUCAUGGGGUAUGAUUACUCUGGUUAUGGUCAGUCUACUGGAAAGGCGAGCGAAUGUAAUACGUACGCUGAUAUUGAUGCAUCGUAUAACUGUCUCAAGGAACAGUAUGGGAUAAAAGAUGAUCAACUGAUAUUAUAUGGUCAGUCUGUUGGUAGUGGACCGACAAUUGAUUUAGCUUCACGGACACCUAAUUUAAGAGGGGUUGUUUUGCACAGCCCUAUUCUCUCUGGGAUGAGAGUUUUGUAUCCAGUUAAACGAACAUAUUGGUUUGACAUUUACAAGAAUAUCGACAAGAUCAGUGCAGUUACCUGUCCUGUCUUAGUAAUCCAUGGAACUGCAGAUGAAGUAGUUGAUUGGUCUCACGGAAAACAACUUUGGGAACUUUCGAAAGAGAAGUAUGAACCAUUAUGGGUAUCUGGAGGAGGGCACUGCAAUCUAGAACUCUAUCCAGAGUUUAUAAAACAUCUGAAGAAAUUCGUAAUAUCUAUUUCCAAAACCAAAGGACCAAGAAACAGUUCGAACAAGACCGCUGCAACGGAUGCAACCAAAAACGAGAGCAAACCUACAGAGAACGGACGUGCUGAAACGUUUCAACUUGGCUGCUGCCUUCCGGAAAUUUCUAGAAACAGCGUAGACAGUCAGCUGGAGAAAUCUAAGAAGACUAGUAAACCUGAGAAGUCUCGGAUGAGCGUUGAUAGGUUUAGAAGGAAAAAAGGUCUAGUCUGGUGA
Messenger RNA from Arabis nemorensis, 1029 nucleotides. The record is from the annotation of a GenBank genome assembly. NCBI's taxonomy places the organism in Eukaryota, Viridiplantae, Streptophyta, Magnoliopsida, Brassicales, Brassicaceae.